AUUUAUAUUAUUUAUGAUGUUAUGUUAUUAUUUACGCAUGAAUAUUCCUCUGCAAGUUUUAAUCUCCCUAUUUUCUCUAUUAUUUGCAGUUGAAGUAAUGGACAAAUUCAAGUACCUCCGCGGCCAAUAUCAGAAAUGUUUACGGAAAAUCAGGAAUGCUCCAAGUGGUUCCGCGGCAACAACUCCUAUUAAGUGGGAGCAUUAUAAGACAUGCUCAUUCAUGCAAUCUGCAUAUGAUUUGGGCCCUACAGAAUCCAGUUUCAUACACCCUGAUGACUUGGAACCACAACAGAAGCAAGAGGUGUUGUAUGAGAGACCUAUUGAGGAUCUUGAGGAUUAUGAUAUAUCGGUUUCACCUGAUCAGCCCAAUACCAGUUAUACAAAAAACUCACAAGUGGUAAAAAAGAAGAGGAAAAUGAACAAGAGUGAUGCAGUGGAAGAAGGAAUGUUGAAGACCAUUGACAACUUGCAGGCAGUUUGUGCAGAGCAGGCCAGGAAAAAUACACGCCAUGACAUGGUUACUGAGUCUGUGAUGGCUGCCAUGAAGUUUUUCAGCAGUUAUGAAGAGGUUAAAAUGAACUUUACAGUACAAGUGAUGGAGCUUAUUGCAGCAAAAACCAGAGAGUGUCAAGCCAUAGAAAAGAAAAGGCAAGGCAAUAAUUAAGAUCACUGAAAUAUCAUGAAGUGCAAUAAAUGUUUUCAAACUGUGAUUUAUGCCAAUGAUUUAAUUUGUAUAUAGUCAUAUUAAGU
Molecule: messenger RNA, 750 nt
Organism: Penaeus monodon (black tiger shrimp)
Lineage: Eukaryota; Metazoa; Arthropoda; Malacostraca; Decapoda; Penaeidae
Exons: 2
Coding region: 14-664 (216 amino acids)
Source: RefSeq, a predicted model, not a curated record